Rotaria sp. Silwood1 is the source of this 584-nucleotide messenger RNA. Lineage: Eukaryota; Metazoa; Rotifera; Eurotatoria; Philodinida; Philodinidae. The record is from the annotation of a GenBank genome assembly.
AUGGCAACUUCAUCUUCAUCACACGUUAAAAGUGAAUCAACAGGACCAUUUUAUUCUGAUCAUGAAGCAAAUUUAUCAUAUACACUUGAGCAUAAUUUACCAAAUCAAAUAGAUUCAAUACCUCCAUCAUCAUCAUCAUCGAUUUUUAUUGAUGCACCUGUUCUUCCAUCAAAUGAAACACCAUCUGAAUUUUUACAAGGUUUUUCUGCACCGACCCCACCAGUUUAUAUUAAUAUGAGUAUAAGUGAACAAACAAGUGAUGUUGAUUUUGCUGGACCAAUAACAACAACAGACCCACCUUUAUCACCUUCAUAUACUGAUUAUCCAUUACCUUCAACAACAGUUCAGAGAUAUAGUCAUUAUCAUCAUCUUCCACAUCAUUCACAGAAUCAAAAUCGUUAUCCAUAUGUACCUUAUUAUGAGCAACGAUCUGCUUUUCGACGACCAAGAACACCAAACGCCCCGUCAAUGCCAGAACAUUUAUUGCCUGGUUAUACACAAGAUAGAACAGCAACAUCAAGAAAUAAAAAUGAUAGAGAUUAUAACGAAAAUAAAAAAGAAGAAGGUAAUUUAUGAAAUAUAUU